CUUGCUUAGAACAGUGAAUACAUAUAAAUCGUAUUAAAAGCUUUAGAGUGUUAAACCAAAGAGUUACAGAAAUUAUAGCAAACAGUUCGUUUAACUGGCAUGGCAACCGACAGAGGAAUUGAAAUGAAUGAAACAGCUCGACACAUGAGAGGACCUGCUUACAGUACAGCUAUGAUGGCAAACUCGACCGGGCAUAAUAAUUACCCCGGCCUGGCCCAGGCGGUCUCAAACCCCGCAGCGGCGGCUUUAUUUCUUCGGGCCUCCGACAAAUACCCAAGAACGCCUAAGUGCGCAAGAUGCCGCAACCAUGGAGUUGUGAGUGCGUUGAAAGGACAUAAGAGAUACUGCCGAUGGAAAGAUUGCUUGUGCCCGAAAUGUACUCUGAUCGCUGAACGACAACGAGUCAUGGCAGCCCAGGUUGCCCUUCGACGACAACAAGCACAAGAGGAAAACGAAACCCGUGAAUUAAGGCUGUUGUACGGUGCUACACAAGGUCUUGCACAGAUGGAGCAACAACAUAUGUCUCAGAUGGUGGUUUCUAACUCGAGAGAUAAUUCGCCAAAUAACCGACAGUCGCCACCAUCGACAACAUACAUUAGCAACGAAAAGACAUCGCCGACAGGUGCAAAACGCGCGCGGCUGGAGUUGUAUAAUCCGAACACCGGCGAGCAGCACUCCCCUGCUCAGGACAUGGCGUCUUCUCCAGUUGAGUUUCGGCCAUCCAACAGUUCAUCUCCGUUAGAAUGCACCGCACAAAUUACAGAAUCCAAUGACGGAAAGUUAAUCUCGCCUGCUUCGUUGGAAAAUCGCUCCGAAACCGUUUCCGGCAGCGAUUCACCAAAAGCCGAUACCCGGAAUGCUGAAAUUCCGCAAACAAAACCAGAUUCGUCUGAUGAGAACUUGUUAAACCAAGCAACAACAGAACCGAUGAAACCAGAAGGCCAGUUAACAAGAUCCAACUUAGUAAUGUUGUGCCGAGUGUUCCCGCAAAAGAAUCCAUCCGAGCUGGAAACGAUUCUCCGCCUUUGUAAUGGAGAUGUUGUAAAAGCAAUUGAAAAGACUCUCAACAACGAAGAAAAUCAAACAAAACCUAGACAACGCAAGAGAUCUCGCAUGAGUUCGUCCCCGAUCGAAGUCAACACUUCCGUAUCUUCUGCAAGUCCACCGAGUCUCCCAGUUUCACGACUUCUUCAAUACACUCCACCAGGCAAUAGGUCGGACAGCCCAUCAUCAAGCGUUGGUUGCGACAGCUCAACACCCCCUACACCAGGAACUACAUCCCAAACCGGAUCUGCCCCUUUCCACUUUCAAUCGUCCACCCCGAGCCACCCUUUUAAAUCGGCCUUCCAUCCGAUGUCAAGCGAAGUCGUACACGCUACAAGCACCCAAAGCGCUCUAGCUGCCGCUAACUUUACCGGCGCCUUCAACGUCGCUUCAAGACCCCGAAACGUACACAACAUGUCCGCUGCUCAGCCCUCGCCUGCUGGGCAUUUCCCUGUUAACAACUUCAACCCUCUUAACCCAUUCGUAGCGUACAAUACGCAGAGCCAGCAUCCUGCAACUCGUGGCAUGGCUGCAUUUGGGAUGUCGCCCUACGUGGCGUCUAGUUUUAUGCCAAGUCUUGCUGCCGCCGCCGCGGCCGGGUUUCGAAGCCAUCCCGUCGUACAAGGCCUUGCAAAGGACUACACAUUCAGUGGCUUUAUGCGUGGCAUGAGUGCCAUGGCUUACAACAAAGAUAAGCUACGUUACAGCAAUGGGGUCCCGAGCAGUUAUAGAUUCGAUUCGUCCGCUUCAGAGGCCUCAUCAUGCUCAAGUGACAAGUAGAAAGUUUUAAACAUAAACUAACAAACUGUUUGCUAAAAAACUGUUUGCCAAUUGGAGCUCCUGUAUUUAGUUUGAAUUGUAUACAUCUCAUUUGAAUGGCGAAGCUGCUUUUACAAAUUGAUUAUUUUUUAACAGAGCCAAUGCAUUCAAACUGCCUACUAUAGUAGAACCUGACGUUUUAACAUGACGAAUUUGUAGGUUAAACAUAACGUUGAUUUGUACCAACCACAUUUUUUCAUUUUAUUUAUGUAUAACUGUCAUUACAUUCAUUUUGCACGCCGUGAGUUUUUUCUUAGUAUAUAUGUACUAAAAUAAACAAAACACUUCAAAA
Messenger RNA from Ciona intestinalis (vase tunicate), 2155 nucleotides. NCBI's taxonomy places the organism in Eukaryota, Metazoa, Chordata, Ascidiacea, Phlebobranchia, Cionidae. The record is from RefSeq.